Molecule: messenger RNA, 1234 nt
Organism: Myotis davidii
Lineage: Eukaryota; Metazoa; Chordata; Mammalia; Chiroptera; Vespertilionidae
Product: cytochrome P450 2A13
Exons: 4
Biological process (GO): coumarin metabolic process; xenobiotic metabolic process
Cellular component (GO): cytoplasm; intracellular membrane-bounded organelle
Molecular function (GO): heme binding; oxidoreductase activity, acting on paired donors, with incorporation or reduction of molecular oxygen, reduced flavin or flavoprotein as one donor, and incorporation of one atom of oxygen; iron ion binding
Source: RefSeq, a predicted model, not a curated record
GUAUAAAGACAAGCCGUCCCAGCCUUCACCAUGUGACUCUCACUCUCAGCGCCACCAUGCUGGCCUCGGGGAUGCUUCUGGUGGCUUUGCUGUCCUGCCUGACAAUAAUGGUCUUGAUGUCUGUCUGGCGGCAAAGGAAGUUCUGGGGAAAGCUACCUCCUGGUCCCCGAGCGCUGCCCUUCAUCGGGAACUACUUGCAGCUGAACACAGAGCAGAUGUACAACUCCCUCAUGAAGAUCAGCCAGUACUACGGUCCCGUGUUCACCGUCCACCUGGGCACUCGGAGGAUCGUGGUGCUGUGUGGACAUGAGGCUGUAAAGGAGGCUCUGGUGGACCAGGCUGAGGAAUUCAGUGGGCGAGGCCAGCAGGCCACCUUUGACUGGCUCUUCAAAGGCUAUGGGGUGGCAUUCAGCAAUGGGGAGUGCGCCAAGCAACUCAGGCGCUUCUCCAUCAGCACGCUGCGGGACUUCGGCGUGGGCAAGCGUGGCAUCGAGGAGCGCAUCCAGGAGGAGGCGGGCUUCCUGCUUGAGGCCUUUCGGGGCAUGCACGGUGAGCUUGGCACCCCAGAGAAUAGAGGAGGAAAACGCUGUCCUGGCCUGGGAAGGGAACUAGGUUGGGGGAAGGCGUUCCUCGAAUUCUCAGACUGGCAUCCCACUGCCAAGUUGACUCCCCCCCACUGUCUCAGUCCAUCUCCUCUAAAUCCGUGGGCAGGAGCUCUCACGCUGAUCUCGCAUGAAAGCUUAGAUAUCUGUUUCCACCCAGCCCCAUCUAAAAGCCUAAACACCUGGACAGGUGUCUUUACCGGUGCCUCCCUUGCCCCAAGACAGGCCCCACUCCCUUCAGGUGACGUCCACCGACAGCUGUCCUUCCCUUUCCUUCUCCCCCCUCAGCUCUAUGAGAUGUUCUCCUCAGUGAUGAAACACCUGCCGGGGCCACAGCAGCAGGCAUUUAAGGAGCUACAGGGGCUGGAGGACUUUAUAGCCAAGAAGGUGGAGCAGAACCAACGUACACUGGAUCCCAACUCCCCGCGGGACUUUAUUGACUCCUUCCUCAUCCGCAUGCAGGAGGUACAUGCCAGCAGGCAGUGCAAAGAAGACCAAAGCCUAGCAGAGGAAAACCAGGCGGGGGGUGGGGGGCAAGGGACAACAGUGGCUCAUUCAGAUGACCACCCCCAUCAUAACCUUCAGAAUCCCAAUUACAAUUCACUGUUCUCUCAUCUGAGCCUUAACCCAUG